GGAGAAAAUUAGAGAGAGGUUAAAGUCACUCAUCGUCAAACGAUAGGACUCCUCUCAGUCGUCUCCUGCUGCUUUUCAUGGCACUUCGAUGAGAGCUUGAGAGAAGUCCUUUUAAAAUUUUCGAUAUUUAUACAGAGGAUGCAUAUGCUAAGAUUUGACUUGGGCUAUGAUCGUGAUGUGUCACCUCCAAGCGUAUGCGAGUGAGUGGAUGAACUAGAAAGGUUUGAUAAAAGAACAACAUGGAUCAAGUAAAUGGUUAUGAACAUGUUCGGUAUACUGCCUCUGAUUCUAGAAAUGAGGGGAUUGGCUCUAUGAAUCAAAGAUUUUCCAAUGAUUCUUCAACUAACGUUAACACCAAUGUACGACCUCCUGAUUACGGUGUUGCGACCCCUGCUCGACCUGUGCAGAACUACUCCAUACAGACUGGUGAAGAGUUUGCUUUUGAGUUUAUGCGAGAUAGGGUGAUUAUGAAACCGCAAUUCAUCCCAAAUGUGUACGGUGACUCCAGUGGUAUUCCUAUGGGGAUGGUUCAUCCGAUGUUGGAGACGGGCUCUAACACCACAAUGCUUAACGGAGAAGAAAAAUGCCAUACUUUUGAGCAAGAGAGGAAACCCUCUUCUAGAACUGAAGAUAAAAGCUGUUAUGAGCUGGUCCAGUCAGCCCCGGUUAUAUCUUCAAGAAAUGAAUCUGGUCAAAGGCUUCAUAUUUCUUCUAGAGCUUCUGAUAGCUCUUUGAAUCAGGCAAAAUUCUUGUGUAGUUUUGGUGGUAGAAUCAUACCCCGCCCCAGGGAUCAGAAACUUAGAUAUGUAGGCGGUGAAACGCGUAUCAUACGGAUUAGCAAGACUAUAUCUUUCCAAGAACUCAUGGACAAGAUGACAGAAAUGUUCGCUGAAGCACGUAUUAUAAAAUAUCAGCUGCCAGGCGAGGAUCUUGAUGCCCUAGUCUCUGUAUCUUCUGAUGAGGAUUUGCAAAAUAUGUUGGAGGAAUGUAAUGUGUUUGGUAAUGGAGGAUCUGAGAAGUCCAGGAUGUUCUUGCUUUCAAGCAGUGACUUAAAGGAGGAUCAGUUGGGUAUGGAAGCUGCAGAGGGUGAUUCUGAGGUUCAGUAUGUUGUUGCUGUCAAUGGGAUGGGUCUAAGUUCACGAAAAGGUCCCCUUGGUGUAAUUGCUUCAGCGAACAAUUUGGAUGAACAAGUUGAAGACAGGAAUAGGGAGAUCAGUCGAGCUAUCACAGAACCAGCAGUAGGCUCGGUUACUCCCUUGGCAGGUAAUGAAUCUUUAUCAGCGAGCCAAAUUUCUCAACCUGUAACAGAUUUUUCUACUGGAAAUGAGACUUUUUCACAGCCUUAUCUAGGACAGCAGUUCACAGGACUUGGUAACCACCAAGUUUACACGUCAGCUCACAUGGCAAGCAUAGGCUAUAUAGAUGAGAAGGGGUCUGCUCCUUUACAGGUUCAACCACAGCCACAUUAUAUCCCUUGUUCUGUGAAUCCUGGAACAUCGCUUGAAAGUGUGGUGGCUCACUACUAUCCACAUAAGCCUGAGCAAGGAGUUUUGCAUGAUGAGCAGAUCUUUUAUGUACAACAUCCAGAAACUUCACUAAAAGAAGCCAAAAUGAGAAGAGAUGACUCAUUUAAGAAGGUGAAUGAUCCUGCUAAUGUUUCUACUAUCGAGACCAAUCUUUCAGCAAAGGAGCCAAAUAUGAGGAGAGAAUCCUCAACUCGGGUUAGUGAGUAUUAUGUUUCCUCUGUAUCUGGUGAUUUGAUAGUUCCUGAUCAAGACCUGAAGAAAGAAGCUCUGGUUGCCACACAGAUAUCCGAUUCAACACCAGAUCAGAGCACCUCAGCUUGUCCAGAGAAAAGUCUUAGAAAAUCCCAAGACCAUGUUGAGAACAAUCUUUCAACAAAGGAGCCAAAGCUGAGGAAAGAACACUCCACCACAAGGGUCAGUUCCAUAUCAUCUGUAUCUAGUGUUUCUGUGGUCCCAGAUCAUACUCUCAAGGAAGAAGCUCCUAAUUCCAUGCAAUCGUCCAAUUCAACACCAGAUCCAAGUUAUUUUGUUUAUCCCGAAAAAAGAAGUCUUAAAACAUCCCAGGAAUAUGUUACAAAAACGGCUGCCUUAGAUACAACAUGUGAAGGGAAAAUCAAUCAGGACAGUCAGUUUUGUCUGCCUGGAGGCUUCUCUGCAUCUGUGCUUGUUACUUCAGAUGGUGAUUCAUCUAAUGUGAGUAAUGUUGACCAGCCUGGGAUUCAUCAAAGGGUUUUUCAUUCUGAGCGCGCACCACCCGAUACAGAAGAAGCUAACCGUUUGUCUAAAUCUGAUGAUUCCCUUGGUUCUCAUUUUGUAAUGGCUAAAUCAACUUCAGAUCCAUUCCUGCCAAUCAGCGAAUCAGCUGAAACUUUUCAUGAAGCAAAUAUGGAGUCCCAAAAUGUUCAUUCUAGCGCACCAGUAAGAUCAGCUCCUGAAAGUCUCUGGACAGCCGAGGGUAGUAUCUCACAGUCUGAAAAAAUAAAUUUGGAACCUAACGCCACGGAGUACCUAAGUCAGUCAGAGACUUCAGUCAAUCCUGUUCCACGAGGACAUAUUGAGAACGAAGAUAUAGUUGUUGAUAUAAAUGAUAGUUUUCCUCGUGAAUUUCUUGCUGAUAUAUUGAAAACGAAAGAGUUUCUAAACUUCCCUGGAUUGGGGCCAUUGCAUACUGAUGGAGCUGGAGUGAGUGUAAAUGUUCAGAAUCUUGACCCUAAAAAUUGGUUAGCGCAGGGUGAGUUUGAGAGGAAGGAUCUAUCUCUGAUGGAUCAGGAUUACCCUGGAUUUCCCACUUCCCUGACUAACACCGAUGGAGUACCUAUUGAUUAUAGCUACCCACCAUUGCAGUCUGCAAAAGUUGCUCCAACUCAAUUAAAUCCUCAAGUCCAUUUUGAUGGGAAUGUCCAGACGCAUGUCUCUACCACUGCCGUAGCUGAUUCGAGCACAGUAGAUACACAAGAAGAUUACGGCCAGCCUCAGUUCAAAGCUGCUGAAAGUACAGAUGCAAAUGUGAAUACUGGAGUUCCUCUUAUUGACCUUAUUGCUGAGGACAGUGACAACAGGUCUCUGCAGGUCAUUAAAAAUGACGACUUGGAAGAACUUAAGGAACUAGGCUCUGGUACCUUUGGAACUGUUUAUCACGGAAAAUGGAGGGGUACAGAUGUUGCUAUCAAGAGAAUUAAAAGUAGCUGUUUUAUUGGUCGUUCAUCUGAGCAAGAGAAACUGAUCUCGGAGUUCUGGCAUGAAGCUGAAAUUCUUUCCAAGUUACAUCAUCCAAAUGUUAUGGCAUUUUACGGCAUAGUGAAGGAUGGGCCAGGAGGAACUUUAGCUACAGUGACAGAGUACAUGGUCAAUGGAUCGCUUAGACAUGUUCUGCUCAGCAACAGGCAGAUAGAUCGACGUAAGCGACUUAUCAUUGCAAUGGAUGCAGCUUUUGGAAUGGAAUAUUUGCACUCAAAGAACGUAGUGCAUUUCGAUUUGAAGUGUGACAACUUGCUUGUCAACUUAAAGGAUCCAGCCCGUCCCAUAUGCAAGGUAGGUGAUUUUGGUCUGUCAAAGAUAAAAAGAAACACUUUGGUUAGUGGCGGUGUAAGGGGAACCCUCCCUUGGAUGGCUCCCGAGCUACUUAGUGGCAGCAGCAGCAAAGUUUCUGAAAAGGUGGAUGUGUUCUCUUUCGGAAUCGUCUUGUGGGAAAUUCUUACCGGUGAGGAACCCUACGCCAAUAUGCAUUACGGAGCAAUCAUCGGAGGCAUAGUGAACAACACACUGAGACCAACCGUACCAAGCUACUGUGAUCCAGAAUGGAGGAUGCUGAUGGAGCAGUGUUGGGCUCCUGACCCAUUUGUUCGACCUUCCUUCUCAGAGAUAGCCAGGCGUCUCCGUACCAUGUCCUCUGCGAUUUUAGAGUUUCAAGGUGUGAAAAUAUUGUUUUGA
Messenger RNA from Eruca vesicaria subsp. sativa (arugula), 3956 nucleotides. NCBI's taxonomy places the organism in Eukaryota, Viridiplantae, Streptophyta, Magnoliopsida, Brassicales, Brassicaceae. The record is from the annotation of a GenBank genome assembly.